CAUUAACUUGAACCUAUUCAGGUUUUUAUAACACACGCGGCUAUCAUGCGCCUUCACUUCCACCGGAGGAGUUGCCAUAACCCUCCCGGCAUCCGUGAUGAACCUGCCACCAUUUAUAGCCUCGCGGUGACAAACAAUCUUAUUAUGAGAUUUAAACUUUGCCUCGACUAGACUGGAGGAUCAACACGCGCUCCUCUCACACUUAUUCCUCGCAGUUUCUCAACUGACACUGUAUACCUGCCUACCUAUACCCGCCUCCUCUGAUUGUGGUUAAACGCCAGUGUCAGCUCUCGGUUUGAUAGAAAAGCCCAAGCAGGGCUCCGGGUCUGUUCAGCAUACAUAAAGAAGAGCGGUGAGAGGAGCUCAGCCCUGAACUAAAUCACUCACCGCUAAAUGGAUCUUUGAGACUGUCCCUUGACGCAGUGAGCCGCCGCUUUGUGCGUCUUCAGACCGAAAACAGAAAACUGGGAUUCUUUUUUUUUUUUGUUGUUGUUCUUUUUUUUUAUUUUUUAUUAUCUAACAGAAAUAUCUAAUGUCUCUCUGAAAAUGUCUUGUGUUCGUGGUGACAUACAGUAAGCUCCCAGCUUUGUAUCGACGAGAGGCUCUUGCUCCGCGAUCGUCAAGCAGAGUUCAGGAAGAGAAAUCAGUGAACAUCUGCACUGCUGGAGGACACCAGUGAUGCUCUCUCACACUGAGGACUUCAACCCAGAUUACAGAGAUUAUGCCUCCGUGCACAUGAGAGAGACACAGAAAAGAAGACAGUGGCCGAAACAAUAAAAUGAGACCAUUUAAUGAUGGUAACCUUUAAGGAGAAAAGCACAAGCCAGCCUGAGGUGGUGAGAUCUCUUUUAAGUAUCACCACAAGUUCACUGCAGGCAAACCUCAAUGAAAGAAACUCGGUGUAAGGGCAGAUACAUAACAUUUUUCUGAUUGGUACAUGGGGACAGCACCAUCCAUCAAUGAAGAGGAGACAAAUAAAAGGAUUGUCUCUGGCCCCUGAGAACAGUUGAACAUCCAGCUGAUUUUCCAACCGGAUUGUCUCAGCUGUUCUGAAACCACGGUGGUAUCACCUUCCUCUGAUUUUUUUUGGCUCUGCACAUGACUCUCAGAGAAGCACCAAUGGCCUGCAGUUUAGGCAUGGUGAUGAGUGCCUUGUUUUGGUCUGUAGCCAUUGUAUAUUUGACUCAUAUUGGCAGAGUCAGAGGAGACUGCUGGUUAAUUGAGGGUGAAAAGGGCUUUGUAUGGCUUGCAAUUUGUAGCCAAAACCAACCACCUUAUGAGGCCAUCCCACAGCAUAUCAACAGCACCAUUGUGGACCUUCGUCUAAAUGAAAAUAAAAUCAAAAGUAUUCAUUAUUCUGCCCUUAGUCGCUUUGCCAACUUGACCUACCUGAACCUGACAAAGAAUGAAAUCUCCUACAUAGAGGAUGGGGCCUUCUCUGCUCAGUUUAACUUACAAGUCCUUCAAAUGGGCUUCAACAAGUUGCGGAACCUGACAGAAGGGAUCCUUAGGGGUUUAGGAAAGCUGCAGUACCUCUACCUCCAGGCAAACCUGAUUGAGACUGUGACACCCAAUGCCUUUUGGGAGUGCCCCAACAUUGAGAACAUUGACCUCUCCAUGAACCGAAUCCAGCAGUUAGAUGGAGCCACGUUUACCAGUUUGACUAAGCUGACCACCUGUGAGCUGUACACCAACCCUUUCAACUGCUCAUGCGAAUUACUUGGUUUUGUCAAAUGGCUCUCAGUUUUCCCCAACAGGACGAAUGAGCGGAUGGUCUGUGACUCCCCACCUGGUGUUUCUGGUUAUAGUUUACUGAGCCAGAAUCCGAACAAUCCGACAUAUCGGAAUGCGCUUCACAUGCUCACCACUGUGUGUACUGAUGACUACGUUACACCAUUUAUUCCUGUGCCCAUUGAGCCCACGACACCUCCACCAGACACAACACUUUGUGGGCUGGAAGACUGUCCCUCGGGCACAGAACCUGAAGACAUUACCAUUAGUACAACCUACAAUGAUGUGGAAGUAAAUCCACUAAUGAAACUGAAGCAAGUAUCAAACACAGGUGCCACCAUCACGGUUCAGAUUCCUUAUCCCUACAAGAAGAUGUACAUCCUGGUUCUCUACAACAACAGCUUUUUCACAGAUAUUCAAAACCUGAAAGAUAUAAAAGAGGACAUUGAACUAAAAAACCUUAAACCCCACACUAACUACACAUACUGUGUUGCUUCGAUACGUAAUUCACUUAGACACAACCACACUUGUUUGACAAUCACUACUGGCCCUUGGAAUGGAAAGGACAGAGCUGUAAACAAUGCAACUGCUACUCACUACAUUAUGACAAUUUUAGGCUGCCUCUUUAGCAUGGUCAUUUUUCUGGGUGUGGUCUACUAUUGCUUGCGAAGAAAGCGUCAGCAAGAUGAAAAGCACAAAAAAUCAGGGAGCCUGAAGAAAAAUAUAAUGGAACUUAAAUAUGGACAAGAACUAGAGGGAGGGACUAUUUCUCGAAUGUCACAAAAACAACUGUUGGCUGGCGAGAGCAUGGCACGCAUGCCAUACUUACCAUCUGCAGGUGAGAUGGAGCAGUACAAAUUUCAAGAGAUAAGUGAGACUCCUAAAAUGAUGAAAGGAAAUUACAUGGAAGUGCGAAGCAUGGACCACCAUGAACGCAGAGAGUGUGACAUGGGAAUGGCUGGGAAUAGCCAAGGGUCGGUGGCAGAGAUUUCCACCAUUGCAAAAGAGGUGGAUAAAGUCAAUCAGAUCAUUAACAACUGUAUAGAUGCUCUAAAGUCAGAAUCCACGUCUUUUCAAGGGGUGAAAUCUGGAGCCGUAUCCACCGCAGAGCCUCAACUUGUACUGAUAUCAGAACACCCACAGAAUAAAUCUGGCCUUCUGUCCCCUCCUUAUAAGGACAGCUACCACCACUCUCUGCAGAGGCAUCGGACCUCUGAUGUCUCACCAAAGAGGCCCAGCACUGCCACAGGAGGACCCAUGCGAAGCCCCAGGCCUUAUCGCUCUGAAUCCAAGUACAUAGAGAAAACCUCCCCAACAGGAGAGACCAUCCUCACUGUGACGCCUGCUGCCGCCAUCCUGAGGGCUGAGGCAGACAAGAUCCGUCAGUACAGUGACCACCGGCACUCAUAUCCUGAUGCUCAGAUAGAGGAGCUUGAGGGACCUGAUGGCCACAAGUCCUCCAUGUUGGAGCCUCUUACUCACUCCCGCUCUAGAGACUUAGCAUAUUCCCAGUUGCCAUCUCAGUAUCAUAAUCUAAGCUACUCCUCCAGUCCCGAAUACUAUUGCAAACCUUCACACAGCAUCUGGGAGAGAUUCAAACUACACCGGAAACGGCACAAAGAUGACGAGUACAUGGCUGCGGGACAUGCACUGCGGAAGAAAGUCCAGUUUGCAAAGGAUGAGGACCUGCAUGAUAUUUUAGAUUACUGGAAAGGUGUAUCAGCCCAACAUAAAUCAUAACCUCUUUAGGUGUUUUUAAAAUGGACCACACAUUACAGAAAUGACACAAGAACCUCAUCUGACAAUUGAAUCAAUGGAUACUUCCAUAUUAUAGUCAACUACUCACUCACGUGUUAUCACAUUCUCUUUUGAAUGUGAGGGAAAUGGGAUAAAGAUUCUUUAAAUUUGUCAUAUUAUGUAAAGCAUUCAUCGGGAAAACUUUUAUCUGUUAAAGAGAAAAUAUAUUACAAAUUAAUAAUAUAUAUGUUACAACGGAUUAUAGGUUUUUGGGUAUCGCAUGGCCAAGUCCUGUGACAGUGGAUUUGCUGUUGUGUAAUAUGAAACUACUAUAUGAAGAUAUGUCUACUGAAACCUCAGUAUUUUUUGAGGAACUACCUGGAUCCUUUAUUCAAAAAGAACUUUGUUUUCUUCCCUCCCUGCAUAUAUUUAAUUCAACAAAACUAUGUACAGAUAUGGGUUUCUAUAUUUGCAAUGUUUGCUGUGUAAAUUAAAAAAAUAUUAGUGGAUGAAUCAGGUUUUAUCAAAUGGAGAGCUGUUCAUUUCGAAUAGCUUGUUGCUGAAGAACAGUAUAUCCUACUUUAAACCUGUCAGAACAUUUCUCAUUUUUACUGUCACCGCCUGUUUUUUUUUUUAUUCUUUCCUCGUUUUUUUUAUUAAAAGCUUUUACAUGCAUUUUACAAGACGCAGAUGGAUUCAGUCUUAACGUCCCCUUAAUCACGCAAUGCAGUAUUCACAGGAUGGACUCUGAUAGACUCCACGCAGACAAGAUGCAGUGUAUUACAUGCUGUAAUGAAGGUCUCAGUCAUCAGAUUCAUGAACCAUCAUUUCUAUCUUUAGUACCAAAGUAGAAAAAGCUGAAAUGUUUACAAUAUUUCUGCACGGUCUGGGAAGCGUAUGAACACAAAGCAGUAGGUCCAUGGUGACUUUUGUUGUUGUUGUUGUUAUUGUUGUUGUUGUAUCAGUUGCUCUUUCAAAAAGGUGAACACAUUGGGAAACGAUAAUGUCCACAUACGGGAUAUGGCAUUGGAAGCCUACUACACUAACUAACAUUUCAACGAGAAGGGAACUGUACUCUAUCACCUGUUGUUUAGGUAAGGACAGCUGUUCUUCCCUACAAGAAAGCCCGAUGGAUGAAUGUAACAGAUACAUAUUCUGAUCUGUCUAUGGCAGCUUUUAUGUAAGGAAAUAUUUAUUUAAUGCUAUUAACGACUGUGUUUUCUUUUACUUUGCUUCAGUAUUUCUUCCAUUGUAUUAUAUUGCAUACUGUCUGACCCGAUAAAUGCAGGAAAGUAGUUUGUUUUUUUGGAUGAGCCUUGUUGCUUGCUGAGAGGUUUCGUUUUAUUUUUACCUGCUAGGCUGUUAAAUCGUUUUGUAUAUUAUGAAAGCUUCGUACCAGACAAUUAUCAACUUGCUAGAGUAAAAUUUGAGAAUGUGAAACUGAAUCCUCUGACUUACUGGCUGUGAAUUUGUAUAUCAUGGAAUUUUUUGAGUAAAUAUAAGACUUAACGCUUUUUCUUUGUAAGAUGUUUAUAUAACGUUUUUUUCCCAAACAGGCUCAUGAUGAUUCAUAUCAUAUUUAUGAAAGAGAAUUGAAUAUGCAUUUCAACUCUCCUACUUAUUUGAAAAAAUGUAAUAGUGUAACUCGAAAUGUAAUGUCAAUGUGGGAUGUGUCAUUUUUAGGGCCGCAGAGAAAUUCAGAAUAUCUCAGCUGCUAUCAUUUAACACUAAUUUUAACCGAAAAUCAUCAAAAAGAAGUGUGUGUAUUCAUCCACCACUUUUAUGCGAAUAUUAGAUGUUGGCUGCAUCAAGAUAACAACUGGUGGCACUAACUCUCUACUCGACCACUGCAGAGCAAGAGGGUGCUACAAGGUGACAUCAGAAAAGAAUGCCAAUGAGUCCUGAAAGGAAAGAAAACAGAUUGGAAAAAAUGAUUGAAAUAUGUAAUCUACGCUUGUUUUAUGUCUUAUUUUGACAACCAUUACAGUGUCCUCAUUAAUCCACACGGAUCCCAUAUUUUAUAUCUGUUCGCUGGAACAGAAACUUCAGUUGAAGUCACGUGCUUUGACUCACUGAGUCAGUUUCCAUUGCACAACUUUUCAACCGAGCUUAGUGUGAAAACAUAGACGUAUUUUGAUUACACUCAAGUUUCGAAUGUGUCAGCUGAAGGUGGAUGAAAACACAAUAACUGUGGUCAUUUCAUUUUGAAUACUCAAAAAACAUCAGCCGUUGGAAUGCAAAUGAAUGAUAAUUCAUAUGUAUGGGUGAAAAACUUGAAAGCAGGAUAGACAUACGUUGUGUACUGUGUGCUGAAGCGAUGACCAGAGUCUGCGAUUUGAUAACAGAGCCGAGGGAAAUAAUUUAUCUGGUGACAUACUUUUUCAUCAAGUCUUUUCCCAUGCAUUAGACAUUGAGUGUGUAAUCUAACUGCAGGCAUUAGUCAGCCCAUUUGUGUUUUUUCUGUGUCAUGACGCAGUAUCCAUUUUGUGUAAGUGUGUCACGACACUAUUAUUAUUCAUUAAUGUGAGAUGAAGCAUUCAUGAGCCUGAUGUGAAUGUGUUAUGUAAGCACUUUAUAAAGUGUUAACUUGGUUGUCUGACUUAAUAUUUCAACCGCCUUAAGAUUUUGGGAUAUGUGUACAAGUGUAAAUUUCCUUUUGUUUUGUUUCAUUGUUGAUACCGUUGACAAGUCUCCAUUUGUUGUUAUUUUUAUAAAAGCAUUUCAGUAUCUCCUGAGAGCUGUCAGGUUUCUAGUUCAUUUAGUUAUUUAGCAACAUGUUUUUUAUACUGCAUAUUGUAGCACUUCUGUGUCUAAUAAGAGUUUAAAGUGUUGAUAAAACCUUUAGAAAGAUCAACAGUUGUUCAAGUGCAUCAAAACAAACAAGAGCACAAAAAUGUGUUUUUUAUUUCAUUUCCUAAUACUAUGUUAUCUGCUUUCAGACAAAGUACUGUGAAAUAAAGUUAAGGGUGCACAUACAGUAUACACUCUCUUUAUUAUGAACUCAAACAUCUCAUUUAACACCCUUUUACCCACUCUGCUAUCUUUAUGAGCCAAGUCUACAUUUGCCAGAAGAUACACCACUUUUGAGACAUUUCCAGUGGACAUUAAAACCAUGGAACCAAACCAAAGAACAAUUGAAACACGACACAGUGGACAUAAAGUGCAAAAAGCUACAAGUACAAUAAUAAAAGGACUAGUGUGCAAGAUUUAUAGGGCUCUAUUGACCUAAUAUGGCAGAAAUUAAAUCAAAUAUUUAUAACUAUGUUUUCAUGAGUGUAUAAGCACCAAAAGUAAGAAUUGUUGCCGGUCUGAUAUGUUGAACUGCCAUGCUUCUCCAGUUGCCCAGAACAGACAACCUAAACAUUGGUCCUUUCUUGUUCUUUGUGUGUUUUGGGGCAACUGUAGUCUCUUCUUCAUGCUAGGAAAGAGAGCGUGAGGCAAGGAGGUUGCAAUCUACAACUGCAACUACACUUGUAGAUGCCACUAAAUCCCACACACUGGUCGUUGAAACAAAGUUAUUACGAACAUAUAUUUUUUUAUCAUUUUCAAAUAAAGCCAAACUCUUAAAUCAUGAAUGCCAGAUGAGCAAACCCUUCUGUAAUGAAAAAUAUGCAGGCCCUCUGUACAGCCUCCAUUAUUUUAGGAGAAAUGUUUUCUAAGACCUGCCCUGCCAUUCUAACUCAUUCAUGCACAAAAUUAUGCUGGAAGGUUCUACAAUAAACUAAUCACAUCAUCUCCACUAUAUAUAUAUCAAAUCUGUGUCUGAAAUAUGAGUCUUGUUGCUCUUGAGUAAUUAAACUCCGUUUUUUGAUGUGUGCAAGUGUUUCCUUUUUUACCCGUUUGUGAUUUUGUUCUCAUCAUUACAUCACG
Molecule: messenger RNA, 7338 nt
Organism: Larimichthys crocea (large yellow croaker)
Lineage: Eukaryota; Metazoa; Chordata; Actinopteri; Sciaenidae
Gene: elfn1a
Product: extracellular leucine-rich repeat and fibronectin type III domain containing 1a
Exons: 3
Coding region: 1099-3471 (790 amino acids)
Cellular component (GO): plasma membrane
Molecular function (GO): protein binding
Source: RefSeq, a predicted model, not a curated record